GAGCUGCUUUCGAUUAGCGUAUAUAUUAUUGAAAUGGUAUUAAUUACAAUGAGCUGUUUUUGUUUUCUUGCUAAAGAAGACCAUGCUAAUUUAUUUUAAUUUGUCUGUGGAGCGGGUCGAACAUGUUUACAGUGGGCACAGAAUGUUUGUGAACAUGGCGGCGCCGGAGAAGCAACAGCGAACAGCAAUGUCAACGGUGAAUGUUCCUCGCUGUCUGGCGAAAAAUGAGGAAAAUACACUUUUAUUAGUUAAAGGUGGAAUCUUUCUUGGUGGAAUCUUUCUUGGAACGGUAGCUGCAGCUGGAAUGGUGGCUGGGUUUGGUACCACACUCUCUGUGGCCAAGAAGAAAAGUCCUGAUUGGUUUAACAAGGGAGUUACAGCUAUAGCCGCAGUGCCAGAGAGCGGGGCUUCGCUGGCUCUGAGAGCCCUGGGAUGGGGCUCCCUCUAUGCCUGGUGUGGAGUUGGGCUGAUCAGCUUUGUGGUCUGGAAGGCUAUGGGAGUUCACAGUUUGAAAGAGUUCCGGGAAAGGAUGCAGUCUUUCUUCCCAGCUAUUCUGAGAAACGAAGAACCUCCCGCAAAUGCUGAGCCGUUCAGCUGGGAGAAUCUCUUCAAAUCAAAGUGAUGGAUUUUAACAGCCCCCCGUGAAUUUCAAUGGAGUUUCUUGUGGGGUUAAUGGAACAGCACAGCUGAAGAGUCGAGAGCCCUGGAUGGUGAACAGCUUUCAAAAAGCUCUACUUUUUCAUUGAAUCUUGUCAAACAUGUCAUUUCAAAAACGUGUGCAAAUACAGUACUGCUCUCCGUUACGCACUAACACUUCUGAAUUAGGCCUCUGGGUUUUCUGUCUCUGCAGACCUUGAACACAUUGAAUAAAAGGAAUGUUUUCUGAAUGAAAUGGAGUUCAGUUGAAAGUUUCAAUUUUGAACUUCAUAGCGUAUGUUGGAAAUGCCAACAAAUGUACAUGCCGAAAAUGAGACUGAUUUGACAUACAAGUAUGGACUGUAUCAUGUACAGAUUUGACAUACAAGUAUGGACUGUAUCAUGUACAGAUUUGACAUACAAGUAUGGACUGUAUCAUGUACAGAUUUGACAUACAAGUAUGGACUGUAUCAUGUACAGAUUUGACAUACAAGUAUGGACUGUAUCAUGUACAGAUUUGACAUACAAGUAUGGACUGUAUCAUGUACAGAUUUGUUUGUAUCAGACAUUGUUAUUUUGAGAUGAAAUAGUUUUCAAAAGUCAUGCUGUAUUCUGUAUAUAUUUGCAUGCGUUGUUCUGUGUCCAGUUAAAUAUAAAAAAUGUAAAACUGUUGUGUUCAAAAGUUACACAAAAAUAAAGUGCCGAGAAUCUUUUGGUUCUUUACAAU
Acipenser ruthenus (sterlet) is the source of this 1363-nucleotide messenger RNA. Its product is annotated as transmembrane protein 242. The transcript has 4 exons. Bases 83 to 622 code for a protein of 179 amino acids. NCBI's taxonomy places the organism in Eukaryota, Metazoa, Chordata, Actinopteri, Acipenseriformes, Acipenseridae. The record is from RefSeq and is a predicted model, not a curated record.